Pisolithus orientalis is the source of this 1355-nucleotide messenger RNA. RefSeq lists its product as uncharacterized. Bases 207 to 1184 code for a protein of 325 amino acids. Lineage: Eukaryota; Fungi; Basidiomycota; Agaricomycetes; Boletales; Pisolithaceae. The transcript has 2 exons. The record is from RefSeq and is a predicted model, not a curated record.
UCCUUUCAACCUUCAUAGCAAACAGGACGGUCUUGUUUUUUUUUUUAAUCGCUCGGGAAUAAUGUUGACUUCCCCGAGUGUUGAUGGUCUCCACUGAUAUAAAUCCGGAGGCAGCUGAACAGACGCCCCGUUGACAUCCAAGUUUAGGAUUGCAGCAGGAGACCAAACGAUCAUCAGCUUCCGGCACACUCUUUAUCCAGAUAGGAAUGUCUAGCGGCAGGAAACGUCCCCAGUGCCACCAGUGUGGGACGAUGAUGCAAGGUCAUACACGGAAAGGAAGAGGCAAAUUCAUAUGCCCUGAUUCUUCUACUUCCACCACUGGCAUGGACAAGGAUCGCGCUGCGUCUGAGGUUAGUGUCGCCGAAUCGCUGUCGACCCGGAGCCAUUUAGGUUCCACUCCACUCCCCUCUCCUCCCGUGUCUCCGUCCCCUUCCCCAAGUCCGGUCCCCCCUCCUGCUUAUACACCGACGUUCAAGCCUCCCCCUGGGGACAGCUGGCAUUGGAAAAAUCCUAACUGGAAGUCUCCGCCGCCCGAUCUUCCGUUCAGUGGCCUCGCCGGGUUAGAAAGGGCUUCCCUCACGCCAACUGAGCUCAACUCCGAAUACCAAGCCAGCAUUCAGGGAGGUCGUUUCGCCGGCAGCGUUACUCUCCAAGAGAUUAAGGAAGAGCUCACUGACGACCGCGAGGACCUAGGGGGCGUUGGGAAUAACAAUGACGACGACUUGGGAUCCACGCAGAGUGAAUAUUCCGGCGAGUUCACCCCCAUGCCUACGGAUACACCUCGUUCCUGGAGCCCGUGGUCGCAAUCUGAUUCCAGUGACAACCUCUCUGGCGUUCUUCGUGCCAGUACUCCCCUGUUCAAAGUUUUCCGCACUCGCCGCGGGGACAUAUCCGAAGUAGCGCGUGCCGCCGAGGAGGAAGGCAAACACGUGUGCAUCAUCGAUGCCCCGCCUAGCUACCCGGGUACUGCCAAGCUUCCACGGGAGAAAGCAAAUGGCACGGUGUGGGUCCUCGUUAGUGACCGUGAGGACGACCUCAGGUAUGCUCUCGAUUGCCAGCAACGAGGCAUGCCAGGGACCCUGGUUUUCGACGAGCAAAUGGCCAAGCGGAAUGGGAUUUUCGAAGUUAUGAUUGCUAGUCUCGUGGGCGGCCUCGUUGUCGCUCUCGGAUUCAAAUACCUGUAGCGAUUCAGACAAGCAUUCACAUGAAGCACUCGUUCAGCGGGAUGUGCGUUACGGACAUUGUUUGUAAAAUCUAUGCUCGAUUAUGGCCCCUAUGCAUCUCACAUGUAUUUACCACAUCUUAUGCAAACUAUGCCUGUUCUUUCGUUAAGCGAUACACUACAUCCAACAAGC